AUGCUGGUCAAACCCCACCAAUUGCGAGCAAUCCCCUCCUUCCUCCUGCCCUUUGCGCAAACAUCGUCCAAAGCACGAUGUCUCCAUCAAAACGUUCAAGCCGCCCCAAUCCCCCCUCCCACACCAUUCGUCCCAGACGCCCAAACCUUCCUCACCCUCAUCGGCCGCGACCUCAGCAAACAUGCUAGCAAAAUUCCAUCCUGGAGAGCUCUCUUCUCUCUCUCCUCCGCCGAGCUCAAAGACCUGGGCAUUGAUCCCCCGCGAACACGACGCUACCUCCUCCGAUGGCGCGAGAAAUUCCGCAAAGGGCACUUCGGAGUCGGAGGCGAUUGCCAACACGUCGAGAAUGGCGCUGCGGAGCUGCGCGUGGUGGAGGUUCCCGCGCUGGGUGAGCGCCAACCCAUGGCUACGAGGACCCCGGGGAUGCGCAAGGUGAUUGUGAAUAUGCCGUCCGGAGGAGAUGUCAGUCAGGGGACGCCGGUCAAGGGUUUUCGCAUUAAGGGGGCGCAUAUGAUUGUAGGGCAGCAUGCGCUGCCGUUGGAGGGGGGAAGGGCCGCGAAGAUUGAGAUUAAGGAGGGGCUUUGGGAGGAGCGGAGGGGGCGGAAGAUUGAUGGUGGGGAGAGGAGACAGGCGCAGAUUCGGGCGAAACGGAGGGGUGAGGAGAAGAAUGCGAGGUGA
Molecule: messenger RNA, 678 nt
Organism: Hymenoscyphus albidus
Lineage: Eukaryota; Fungi; Ascomycota; Leotiomycetes; Helotiales; Helotiaceae
Source: the annotation of a GenBank genome assembly